Molecule: messenger RNA, 1943 nt
Organism: Nicotiana attenuata
Lineage: Eukaryota; Viridiplantae; Streptophyta; Magnoliopsida; Solanales; Solanaceae
Product: ent-kaurenoic acid oxidase 1-like
Exons: 8
Coding region: 174-1652 (492 amino acids)
Biological process (GO): multicellular organism development; brassinosteroid biosynthetic process; brassinosteroid homeostasis
Cellular component (GO): endoplasmic reticulum
Molecular function (GO): ent-kaurenoic acid monooxygenase activity; heme binding; iron ion binding
Source: RefSeq, a predicted model, not a curated record
CAUCAUGAGAGGGAUAUGUCUUUGAAUCUCACACUAAUUCUUUCUUUUCUCUCAACCACCACCACCUCCUCCUCCUUUCUCAGCCUUUGAAAAGGAAUAAAGAAAAAAGUAAACUCCAUUAUAGUUCUCAUAGAUAUCAAAUUAAGCUAAGUAAUACUCCAAGCUAUAUUACAAUGGCCUUAAUUGGAUUGAUGGUGAGCAUAUUGUGUGUGAUUUUGGGGUUGAAAUGGUUACUUGGAAGUGUAAAUGUUUGGUACUAUGAAAAAUUAAAGUUAGGUGACAAGAAGAGUUUAUCAUUGCCACCAGGUGAUUUUGGUUGGCCUUUCAUUGGUACUAUGUGGUCCUUCCUCAGAGCUUUCAAGUCCAGCAAUCCUGAUUCUUUCAUCUCUUCCUUUGUUUCCAGAUUCGGACGAACAGGAAUGUACAAGACAUUGAUGUUUGGUAGUCCAAGUGUAAUUGUUACAACACCAGAAGCUUGCAGGAGAGUUUUAUCUGAUGAUGAAGCCUUCAAGCCUGGAUGGCCUACUUCUACAAUGAAACUCAUUGGGAAAAAAUCAUUUAUUGGCAUUUCAUAUGAAGAACACAAAUGGUUAAGGAAACUAACUGCAGCACCUGUAAACGGGCACGAGGCGUUGUCGAUGUACAUAAAAUAUAUUGAAGAAAAUGUAAUAUCAGCAUUGGAUAAAUGGGCAUCCAUGGGACAAAUUGAGUUCUUAACACAGCUGCGAAAGCUUACUUUUCGGAUUAUCAUGCACAUUUUUCUUAGCUCUGGAAGUGAACAGGUUAUGGAUGCCUUAGAAAGGGAAUACACAACUCUCAAUUAUGGUGUUAGAGCUAUGGCUAUCAAUUUGCCAGGAUUUGCUUAUCAUAAAGCACUCAAGGCGCGUAAAAAGCUUGUGGAAAUCUUCCAAUCGAUCGUGGAUGACAGAAGGGAAAGGAGGGAAAAAAGAGGGCCAGGAGAGAAGAAAGACAUGAUGGAUAUUCUAUUAGAAGUUGAGGAUGAGAAGGGAAGGAAAUUGAAUGAUGAGGAGAUUAUUGAUGUUUUGGUAAUGUAUCUUAAUGCUGGUCAUGAAUCUUCUGGUCAUAUUACAAUGUGGGCUACCUAUUUUCUUCAGAAACAUCCUGAAAUCUUCAAAAAAGCUAAGGCAGAGCAAGAGGCAAUUGUGAAAAACAGGCCAUCUGAUCAAAAGGGUGUGACACUCAAAGAAAUUAGGCAGAUGGACUACCUUUCAAAGGUGAUCGACGAAACGCUUCGUGUGGUUACCUUUUCCUUUGUAGUCUUCAGGGAAGCAAAGAAAGAUUUCAUGAUUAAUGGUUAUACCAUUCCCAAAGGAUGGAAAGUUCUGGUGUGGUUUAGGUCUGUUCAUUUGGAUCCUAAAAUCUAUGAUGAUCCAUUGGAGUUUAAUCCUUCUAGAUGGGAUGGACUUACACCAAAGGCAGGAACAUUCCUUCCUUUUGGAGCAGGAAGCAGAUUGUGCCCAGGAAAUGACCUUGCCAAGCUUGAAAUAUCUAUUUUUCUCCAUUAUUUUCUUCUUGAUUAUGAGCUUGAAAGGGAAAAUCCUUCCUGCCCCUUGAUGUAUUUGCCUCAUUGUAGGCCUAAAGACAACUGCUUGGGCAGAGUAAAAAGAGUCUUAUCAACUACAAAUGCAUAGGUCCAAUAUUGAACAAGAAAACCACAUUUCUCUCCCUCUUUGUUAUGUAGAAUUUUUGCUGGAUGUGGAAAACCACACCAGCAAAGCAAAUGCUUGGAAAUAGUUAGGAACCAAAAAUUAAAAAAAAGGAAGUCCAAAGAAAUUCAGUCAUUUUUCCUUUCUUCAACAUUUCUUGCUCAGUAGAAUUUUGUAUACAUUUUAGCAAGAAGAUCAUAUAGAUAGUGUACAUGAUCUUCCAUUUUGUUAAGAAUGAAUAAAUGCAGAAGAAAAGUUGGUUACAUUUGCUGGACU